AGUGACUGUCUGAACCAUAUCAAAACAAGCCUCUACCAAGUGAUGAAAUAUUUGUACCACUACGCAUCAUCCACUUGUUUCACUUGUAAAAUGCCAUUACAUUAUUCUUGUGAAAGUACUAGUAUUUGACUUGCUCGCUAAAAUUCUCCCCUUUUGACUCACCUAACCUGAAAGUACCUUAUCCCCAAACCAAAAUUCUACAGCAAGAAUACUUUGCUCUGAUGUUCUUCUCAUCUCGACAUUGGACCUCUUAAAGCCUUCUUCAAGGUCGAAACCCACGUUUGAAGCCUUCAUCGUCGCAUCAAGAUGGUCCUUCUUGUUGCUUCUCUCCUCAAGUAAGUUAACUCUGAUGUUGCACUGACCUAGCCUUUAGGGCUUCUUUCCUUGUCAGCUUGUUUAUUCUUUAGCCAGAGACCGCCGUACAAGGCACAUAUCAUCUCUACUUUUUUUCUGGUGCAACUGCAACAGAUAUGAAAACCGAAAUUAUUUGUGCAUAAAGGCUGCUACUGCAGCAGCUUUUCUCUGCAACGGUUGUCUCCAAAACUUCUGCAUAUAGAACAUGUUGGUUUGAAGCUAUCCCUUUGCACCGCAAGAUCACAACCUCAACAGCCAGCCAUACACCGACACAUCCAAGAAGUCUAGACUCUGGCCCGGAGGUGGCGAGUCCGGGGAUGCUGGAUGCUGCCGGCGUCAGAGAAGGCGAAGGCAUGGGGUCAAGCGUCUUCUGCUGUGUGGCUGUGACGUCCAGGAGCAAGAAGGGCAAGCAGCUGUCUUACUUCCGCUCCACCGCUGUGGGUGAGGAGGAAGCGGAGGCGGCACGCGCGCUGGCCACUCUCUGCCUCAACCACGCGCCGGAGCACCACAGGUGGCACCACCACACGGUUGACCGAAGGCGCAUCUUCGCGUUCCUGGCGGGCGACGACGGGCGCACGUACCUCGCCAUCGCGGAGCCCACGCCAGGCAGCGCUGAGGUCGUCCAGUUCCUGGAGCGCGUCCGCGACACUUGCAGUGCCACGCCCAGGAGGCAACGGAACGAGGCGGUGUCCAGCGUGGUGCAGCAGUUUGUGCAGAUACUGCAAGCCGGGCCGAGCUCCUCCUCCACCACACACCAUAUGCUCCCAGGCACUGGCGGUUCGUUUAGCGAGCCUUCAUCUGCGGACGAGGAGGCGCAGCCGGAGGAAGGCGCGACACAGCGGCGGUCAAGCCGGCCCUCCUGGAGGCACACGUGGUGGCGGCGCCACGCCAUGGCCGUGAUCGGCGUGGACGUGGUGCUGUGCCUGGUCCUGUUCAGCGUUUGGAUGGCGGUGUGCCAUGGGUUCAGCUGCGUACAGCGAUGAACAGCAUCAUCUGCGAUCGCAAUGUAAUUAUUAUCAGUAUUACGUGCAUGGUUUGCUCCCCAGCUUACUGUCCACGAAGGCCGUCUCCCUCGGCUCAUCGUAGUAUCCUACUGUACCGACAUAUAAGUAGACCGAUCUAGGGAGCUAAGCACUGAGAUUAGCUUGUGGUAGCUGUGGUUGUUAAUUUAAAAUGGUAAUCUCAUGCCGAAGAAUCACUCUGAAAUUUCUCGUGUUUCUGUGGUUGAUGACUGUAAUCGAGAUUUAUCAUGUGGCAUGGCAGUGGUGGAACGACUGCUCAUGGUCGGCUUUGUUGGUUUCUCUUGUUCCAAAUAACAACUUGCAGAAGAUUGCUGUGAA
Molecule: messenger RNA, 1694 nt
Organism: Lolium perenne
Lineage: Eukaryota; Viridiplantae; Streptophyta; Magnoliopsida; Poales; Poaceae
Product: phytolongin Phyl1.2-like
Cellular component (GO): membrane
Source: RefSeq, a predicted model, not a curated record